Carcharodon carcharias (great white shark) is the source of this 1491-nucleotide messenger RNA. RefSeq names its product zinc finger protein 229-like. The record is from RefSeq and is a predicted model, not a curated record. Lineage: Eukaryota; Metazoa; Chordata; Chondrichthyes; Lamniformes; Lamnidae. Gene Ontology annotation, cellular component: nucleus. The transcript has 2 exons. The coding region runs from base 164 to 1369 and encodes 401 amino acids. Gene Ontology annotation, biological process: regulation of transcription by RNA polymerase II. Gene Ontology annotation, molecular function: DNA-binding transcription factor activity, RNA polymerase II-specific; RNA polymerase II cis-regulatory region sequence-specific DNA binding.
GGGAAAGGGUCGCCUGGCUGAGCAUGCGUGAUACGGCACCAGGAAGAUUUGCAAGGAACGUUAGAAGGGGAGGAUUUGAACACAGGAAAGGGAAGCCAGACAUCACAUCAAGAUCUGACAGUCAUUCAAUUCAUAAAGACCUGAAUAUCACCAGGCUUUGAAUAUGGAAGGAAAAGGCACCAUUCAGAGUGGAGAGAAACCGUUCAUGUGUUCUUUGUGUGGACGAGGCUUUAGACAUUCAUCUGGCCUCUCAAGACACAAACGCAGUCACACAGGGAAGAAGCCAUGGAAAUGUCAGGAAUGUGGGAAAGGAUUCAACUAUCCGUCAGAGCUGGAAAUCCAUCAACGUAUUCAUACUGGAGAGAGGCCAUUCACUUGCUCUGUGUGUGGGAAGGGAUUCACUAAUUUGUCUUCCCUGCUGACACAUAAGGUGAUCCAUAACAGGGAGAAGUCAUUCACCUGCUCUGUGUGUGGAAAGGAAUUCACUCUUUUCUCUGUUCUGCUGAGACACCAGCGAGUUCACACUGAUGAGGCAGAGUUUAAGUGCUCCGUGUGCAACAAGAACUUCAAACGCCCACAUGCACUGAGGGAGCACCAGCAUAUUCACACUGGUUAUAAACCAUUCAGCUGCUCUCACUGUGGUAAGAAGUUCAGGCAAGUGUCCAGCUUGCUGACACAUCAGCGAGUUCACACUGGGGAGAGACCAUUUACCUGUUGUGUGUGUGGGAAGGGAUUCACCCGUUCAUCCCAUCUGUUAACACACCAGAGAGCUCAUACUGGGGAGCGGCCAUUCACCUGUACUGAGUGUGGGAAGGGAUUCACACGUUCAUCUCACCUGCUGACACACCAACGAGUUCACACUGGGGAGAGGCCAUUCACCUGCUCAUUGUGUGGGAAUGGAUUCAUUCAGUCAUCGCAUCUGCUGAGGCAUCAGCAAGUUCACACUGAUAAGAGACCAUUUCAAUGUUCUGACUGUGAGAAGAGUUUUAAAAGCUCUCAUGAUCUUCUGAAACACCAAUGCACUCACACUGGGAUGAGGCCCUUCACCUGCUCCGUGUGUGGGCAGGGAUUCACUGAUUCAUCCAACCUGCUGACACACCAGCGAGUUCACACUGGUGAGAGACCAUUCUCCUGCUCCGUGUGUCGGAAGGGAUUCAUUCAGUCAUCGCACCUCAAUGAACACCUACUUGUCCACACUGAUAAAAGACCCUUUCAAUGUUCUGACUGCGAGAAGGGAUUUAAAAGCAAGAAGGAUCUGUUGACACACCAGCGAGUUCACACAGGGGAGCGGCCGUUCAUCUGUACUGAGUGUGGCAAAGGAUUCACUCAGUUAUCCAAUGUACUGAGACACCAGCGAGUUCACAAGUGAAUGCAAGCAAUGGAUUCUGCUGUUACCAUUUCUCUUAAUCAAAUCGAGGACUGAACCAUGUUCAUGGGGGUUUCUUUUCACUGAUGUAAUUCGCCCAUGUCACUGCUGGGAAGUUAAAUAUA